Molecule: messenger RNA, 2501 nt
Organism: Dermochelys coriacea (leatherback sea turtle)
Lineage: Eukaryota; Metazoa; Chordata; Testudines; Dermochelyidae
Gene: UNC50
Product: unc-50 inner nuclear membrane RNA binding protein
Exons: 6
Coding region: 1477-2256 (259 amino acids)
Cellular component (GO): Golgi membrane
Source: RefSeq, a predicted model, not a curated record
UGCGGGGACGCUUCAAUAGCCUCGGCCUGAGCCUUGACUCUGUCGCCCAGCGUUAAGGGGGGGACUUCCUGGGUCUCCUUCCUCCUUGGUGGCAUCCUGGGCGGCCACCGUGGAGCUGGGCCAUUAGAUGGUUUGGGUUGGUGUCUGAGGCGUCUCAGAGCAUUUUCUCUCUCUCAGGUUCAGGGUCUAACUAUCCCCGUGUUUGGGGUCAGGCAGAGAGUUCCCCCAGGUCAGAUUGGCAGUGACUUCAGCAUUUGGGGUUUUUUUUGCCUUUCCCGGGAGUGUGGGUCACUUGCUAGGAUUAUCUGGGUAUAUCUCAGUCACUUCCCUGCCAUUGCAGGGGCCUCAGGCGUUGGUCCACCUCAGACUAUGUGUACGCUACCGGGAUCUUACAGUGGAACAACUGUACCGCUGCAGCUGUGCCGCUGUAAGGUCUCCUGUGUAGCUGCUCUAUGCUGGCGGCACACAGCUCUCCUCCUGGCAUAAUUAAGCCACCCCAAUGAACGUCUCGCACCGACAUAGUGCUGUCCACACUGGCACUUGUCAGUGAAAUGUAGGUUAGUCAGGGCUGUGGUUCCCCCCCCCAAUCUCCUUGUCCAACAAAAGUAUUACUGACAAAAGUGCUAGUGUAGAUAUAGCCUUAGUCCCUCCUAUUCUCUGCCUGUGACAACACAUAGUCUAGUCUCCUGUGGGCAGUAAUAUUUUGGUCAUUGAGUUUAGUGUGGGGUUCUGGGUGAUUGUGGUGGUCUGUGAUAUACAGGAGGUCGAACUAGAUUAUCUGGUGGUCCUUGCAGGCCCUUAAACUAUGACUGAUAUUCAGAGACCCAAGUUCAAGACCCUGUUGCAAUAACUCUUUAUUAAUAUAAAGUGAAACAGCUUCAACAGGACAGAUUGAGAGACCCACCCAAGAAUACCUACCAAUCAGUGGGCACUCAUCUGAGACAUGGGAAACCUCUGUUCUCCCCACCUCAGGCAAAGGGGAAAGUUUGAAUCCAGGAUUCCCAAAGCCUGGGUAAAUGCCCUGCCCACUAGGCUGAAGUUUAUAAGGGGAGACUCAAUCAUCUUGUCUUCAUUUUGUUUUGUUUGUUGCAAGAAAGAGCUUAGGUGGGGAGAAGGUUCAUGGCCUUGAAUCCCAAGCAAACAGAGGUGCCUCCCUCCAACCCAGAAUUACAUGCUUAUGUUUCUUUGAGGAGGGGGGCCAACUGAAUUUUUAUCUGAAAUAAUUAAAAUAUAAUGCAGUGUAAAAUAGAACAUCUUUAAUAGUAAAAACAUUCAAAGGCAAUUGUAAAACUGUACAUUUAUACUUAGUGCUUGAAGAGUGCUUUGUUUCCAGAGCAUUUUACAAAGAUUAUAGAUUCAUAGAUCAAUUCAAAGGCAAUUGUAAAACUGUACAUUUAUACUUAGUGCUUGAAGAGUGCUUUGUUUCCAGAGCAUUUUACAAAGAUUAUCACAGCACCCCAUGCAGUAGGCAGAAAAAUGUUGCCGACCACUUCAGUUAGUUCCCAAAACCAGGGCAAUGGUGCGUUAAACUCCAGGGAUGCAGCGAGACAUACAGCGGGUGCAAAACGCUACAAAUACCUGAGGAGGCUGCUUCACUUCCGGCAGAUGGACUUUGAGUUUGCUGUUUGGCAGAUGCUCUACCUGUUCACUUCACCACAGAGAGUUUAUAGAAACUUUCAUUACCGGAAACAAACAAAGGACCAGUGGGCAAGAGAUGAUCCUGCUUUCUUGGUAUUGCUGAGUAUCUGGCUGUGUGUUUCUACUAUAGGAUUUGGAUUUGUGCUGGACCUGGGAUUUUUUCAAAUGAUAAAGCUACUUCUUUGGGUUGUGUUUAUAGACUGUGUAGGCGUUGGCCUUCUAAUAGCAACUUUAAUGUGGUUUAUUUCUAAUAAGUACUUGGUAAAGCGACAGAGCAGAGACUAUGAUGUGGAAUGGGGAUAUGCCUUUGAUGUUCAUCUGAAUGCUUUCUAUCCACUUCUAGUCAUUUUACAUUUUAUCCAACUGUUUUUCAUCCAUUAUGUUAUCUCAACAGCCUCAUUCAUGGGAUAUUUUGUUGGGAAUACAGUAUGGCUGAUUGCAAUUGGUUAUUAUAUCUACAUAACAUUUCUAGGGUACAGUGCAUUGCCAUUUUUGAAGAACACAGUUAUUCUUUUGUAUCCAUUUGCACUCUUAAUUCUGCUAUAUGUGCUCUCAUUAGCACUGGGAUGGAACUUCACUAAGACACUUUGUACUUUCUAUGAAUUCAGAGUGAAAUAAAAACAGGACUUCAUAUUUCUCUACUGUGUAGUUUCUUAGCUGCUGACAGUAUGAACAUCUAAGAUCUCGUUGUAAAUUUUCUUUGUAGAUAAGUGUAAAAAGCUUGACAUGUCUAUUGCAAUUUUUAAUGAUUAAAAUAUUUACAAACAAACAUUAGUAAUUCUGUAUGAACACUUUUGCAGUACAUUCCUCAAGAUAAACUACCUGUACAUUUUUGUAAUAAAUCUAACUAUGAAUAAGUUGAA